ACAGAGGCAGAGAGAAUGAGAAUUGGAAGACGUGAAAGAAUAAGCGAAUCUGACAUAAAAGACUAGGGGAAGAAAGGAGUUUAGAUUGAAAGAUGAAUAGAAAGAGAGGUGAAAGUGGGAGGGAGCUUGGGGAGGUAAAUAAAACAGUAAGUAAAAUGGAAAGGAAAUCAGAAGAGUUCUUACCCCGUGAGAAAAGGAGGAGGAGAGCGUGCUGUGCUGGGAGGUACUUGGAAGAGCUUUUGUGACUCCUCCCCUGGAAAAGCUCGGCUCCCGGCCAUCCAGAAGCAAAGUCAGUCCAACUGACUCCUACUAGUUUUGAGACUGGUUCACUCAGAGGAUUCGAGUUACAAAAGCAGGAUCAGAAGCAAAGGUUUUAACCUCAUGCCCGCCUGUGAUCCGCUAUCGUGAUCAUUUAAAAAAUUCCUGGAACUAUUUACGCACCCACUCCCUUUUUGACUCUUCAGAUCCAGAGAAAGAGAUUGGAAACUCUCAUCCUAAAAUGCCUGCAUUCAAAGUGCUUCCUAAAGCCGAGGCAAAGAAUAUCAUUUUGAGAGACAGUUCAUCUGGUUUUGGAGUCUCAGAGAUGUCCAAAUAAAAAAUCAGUAAUGUAAACAUCAUUGGAAUGAUGCUGUUGGAAGAGCAAGGGUCCUGGUUUUAUUGCACUGCUGAAAUUUGAGUUGCAAGAGUUAACUGGACCUAGAGCUACAUUGAUUUGCCUUGAAGAAAGUUUACAACUUGAGGAAUGUUACACAAGCUCCAUGUGUACAGUCUUUAAAAAAUACUUGAAUCAAAGCAAUGGCAACUGAUCCCCCUCCACUCAAGAAUUCCUUCCCUGAAAAUGGGACUGUGUCACUUCAUUACAACUAUGUUGGAAAAUUGGAAGAGAGAUUAAAGGACACUGAAGGCAAUGAGCUGACAGAUGCAAUUUUCCUAGUCAUCUGCAGCUUCAUUGUACUGGAGAACUUGAUGGUUUUGAUCGCCAUUUGGAAAAACCACAAAUUUCACAACCGCAUGUACUUUUUCAUCGGUAACCUUGCUCUUUGUGACUUGUUGGCUGGUAUAGCUUAUAAAGUGAACAUCCUGAUGUCUGGGAAGAAAACCUUGAGCCUGUCAUUAACUGUCUGGUUUCUGAGAGAAGGCAGUAUGUUUAUAGCACUCAGUGCUUCCACUUGUAGUUUAUUGGCAAUAGCCAUCGAAAGACACCUGACUAUGAUUAAAAUGAGACCUUAUGAUGCCAAUAAGAAGUAUCGGGUAUUUCUCCUCAUUGGAAUGUGCUGGCUUAUUUCCUUUUCCCUGGGGGCAUUACCCAUCCUGGGGUGGAACUGCCUUGACAACCUCCCUGAUUGUUCUACAAUUUUGCCUCUUUAUUCCAAAAAAUAUAUUGCAUUUUGCAUCAGUAUCUUUAUAACCAUUCUUGUGACAAUUGUAAUUCUUUAUGCACGCAUUUACAUCUUGGUGAAGUCCAGCAGCCGUAAGGUCACCAAUCACAACAACCCUGAACGGUCCAUGGCGCUGCUUAGGACAGUGGUGAUCGUAGUGAGCAUUUUUAUUGCCUGUUGGUCUCCCCUAUUUAUCCUCUUUCUUAUCGAUGUUGCCUGCAAAGUUAAAGAGUGUGCUAUUCUUUAUAAGGCGCCAUGGUUCGUUGCCUUAGCUGUUCUAAACUCUGCCAUGAAUCCUAUUAUCUACACCCUGGCCAGCAAAGAAAUGCGGCGAGCUUUCUUUCGCCUUGUUUGUAACUGCUUGGUGAAGAACAAAGUGACUCGGUCUUUGCCCACCCAACCAGUUCUGGAUCAAAGCCGGAGUAAAUCAUGCAGCAGUAACAAUGUUAACAACAUACCAAAGCCAAGGGAAGACUUCCCACAAAUCAAUGCCUCUUCAAGCAUCAUCGAAAAGACUGAAUCUCUAUACAAUGGGAUUUUUUGCCAGUGAAGCACCUGCUUUGAGAAAAGAACAAAGAGAAAGGCUUUCCAAUUUCU
Messenger RNA from Sarcophilus harrisii (Tasmanian devil), 1976 nucleotides. RefSeq names its product sphingosine-1-phosphate receptor 3 (gene S1PR3). Gene Ontology annotation, molecular function: sphingosine-1-phosphate receptor activity. The coding region runs from base 796 to 1929 and encodes 377 amino acids. Gene Ontology annotation, cellular component: membrane. The record is from RefSeq and is a predicted model, not a curated record. NCBI's taxonomy places the organism in Eukaryota, Metazoa, Chordata, Mammalia, Dasyuromorphia, Dasyuridae. Gene Ontology annotation, biological process: G protein-coupled receptor signaling pathway. The transcript is spliced from 4 exons.